Arabidopsis arenosa is the source of this 2358-nucleotide messenger RNA. The record is from the annotation of a GenBank genome assembly. Lineage: Eukaryota; Viridiplantae; Streptophyta; Magnoliopsida; Brassicales; Brassicaceae.
CAAAUUCGUCGCUAUCGAUUUUAAUAUAUCCCAGUUGUGAAAAUAACGGAUUUGGUCCUACUUCUAGGCUCUUUUGGGAGCCAUUGGAGUCAAACUUCAUCGCAAACUUAUUGGUUGGAGGUGACUUAAGGAUGGCAGAGAGGAGAGUCAGUAACGGAGAAGAAGUUGUUAUUAAUGUUUCAGAUAAAGAAGAUCCAACAGCAUCAUCUCCUUCUUUCAAUCCAUUGGCUUCACCAGAGUCAGAUGCUGGAGCUGAGAAAUCGAAACCAGUGCCGCCGUUAAGCAUUCCUCCUCCUGAAAUCUAUAAGUUCUCUGGUAGCGUUCAUAAGCCACCUAAAAUCCCAAGUCCUAGCAAUGAAGGUCUAGUUCGGAGGAAAUCUCUUUCGAGGUCAGUUUACUCCAAGUCCAAGUCAAGGUUUGGGGAACAACGGUCUUUUCGAUACGAUAAUACUAUAGAGGAAAAUGGUGGAAGAUCCCUUAGGGAACAGUUUGGUGCUCCUUCAUUUGCAAGGGGUUCUUUUGACAGGGCUUCUCCUAAUAACAAAUCGAAUAGAAGCGUUGCGUCAGCAGCACUGAGUAAAGUUGCUGAGGAGGAAAGGGAUGAAAAUGAGGAAAUCUAUAAAAGUUUAACCAUUGAUAAGGUGAACAAGCAUACCAUUUGGGGUUUGGAAGUUUGGAAAUGGUCGGUGCUUGUGAUGGUUACACUCAGCGGCAUGUUGGUGACAAAUUGGUUCAUGCAUUUUGCGGUGUUCCUCAUAGAAAGGAACUAUCUUCUUAGGAAAAAAGUGUUGUACUUUGUGCAUGGUUUGAAGAAGAAUGUUCAAGUCUUCAUUUGGUUUAGUCUGGUUCUGAUUGCUUGGAUAUGUCUGUUCGAUGAUAACGUUAAACACUCUCGUAAGACCAAGAAAUUUCUCGACUUCAUCACUUGGACUAUUGUCUCCCUUCUCGUAGGGUCAAUCCUUUUCUUGGUAAAGACGUUUGCCUUGAAAGUUCUUGCAUCAAAGUUCAACGUCAGAAACUUCUUUGAGAGAAUUCAAGAGUCUGUUUUCAACCAAUACGUUCUCCAAACUCUCUCGGGACCUCCGCUUAUAGAAGAGGCAGAGAACGUUGGGCGUGUGCCAAGCACAGGCCACCUAAGUUUCACAAGCACCAAGGAUGGAAAAGCGAAAGACAAGAAAGUGAUCGAUAUGGGAAAGGUUCACAGGAUGAAACAAGAGAAGGUCUCUGCUUGGACAAUGCGUGUUUUGAUCGAAGCCGUGGGAACUUCAGGUAUAUCUACCAUAUCCAGCACUUUAGAUGAGGUCAACAAUAAGAAAGAGCGAAAAGAUAAAGAGAUAACAAAUGAGAUGGAGGCUGUGGCUGCUGCUUAUGAAGUCUUCAACAAUGUUGCUAAACCAAAUCACAGUUACAUAGAAGAAGAUGACCUAUUGAGGUUCAUGAUUAGGGAAGAGGUAGACCUAGUACUCCCAUUAAUAGAAGACGCCGACACCGGAAAAAUCACACGCAAGACUUUUACAGAAUGGGUGGUUAAUGUUUACACAAGUCGGAAAACUAUAGGGCAUUCAUUGAACGACACAAAAACAGCGGUUAAGCAGCUAGACAAACUUAUAACUGGAAUCUUGACCGUUGUCACAUUCGUUGUUUGGUUGGUACUUCUGGAUAUAGCAUCGACCAAGCUUUUGUUGGUCUUCUCAUCACAAUUGGUGGGUCUUGCUUUCAUGAUCGGAAGCACUUGUAAGAAUAUCUUUGAAUCCUUUAUGUUCGUCUUCGUGAUGCAUCCUUAUGACGUCGGAGACCGUUGCGUUGUCGACGGUGUUAUGUUGCUGGUUGAAGAAAUAGAUCUUUUAACGACCGUGUUCCUCAAGAUUGACAACGAGAAAGUGUUCUAUCCAAACUCGGUUUUAAUAUCAAAACCGAUAAGCAACUUCUACAGAAGUCCAGAUAUGGGAGAUUAUGUCGACUUCGCCAUCGCAUUCUCAACACCCGCCGAGAAAAUCGCCAGUCUCAAGGGAAAAAUCGGAGAAUACUUGGUGGCAAACUCACAACAUUGGUAUCCAGAAGCCCAGGUGAUGGUGAGGGCGAUUGAGAAUAUGAACAAGCUGGUAUUGAAUAUACUGGUCCAGCACACCAUAAACUUCCAAGUAUACAUAGAGAAGAGUAGAAGAAGAACCGCACUGAUCAUCGCAAUCAAGGGGAUUCUCGAGGAGCUUGAGAUCGAUUACACCCUCCUUCCUCAAGAUGUUAAUCUCACUGAACACAAGACUCACAAAUGAUCCUUUCCUUCUUCUUUUUUGCAUCAAGUACCAGUAGUUUACUUCAUUUGCUUCGGUUUAAUUGAGCUGCAUUUGCUUUUGGUUU